GAGAACAGUGUGUAGCCUACAAGGCAGGUUAGCUAACUAUAUAUGUUCACAUCCUAUUCGAUCGGAUAUUGACAUUGCAUGCAUCGCGGUGACAUGCAAAAUAUAAGGAGAUGUGUUUUUAUUUACGAUUGCACACAUUUCCUACAACAAGAAAGAGUUUGACAUGAAAGUGAACCGCUAGCUAACCAGCGAAAGUGUGGCGCUGUAUUUUAGGCUACUGUCUGAAAAUAAACUGGAAGAUGACAGACAUUGGAUUGUAUGGAUAACUGUCCAUAGAGAUCAUCUAAUUCGCUUUUAUAUGGAUUUUAGACCAACUACAAAUAGAGGAUUUCUUAUUUGAAAAGCUUUGAUCAGCUGUCAUUAUGGCCAACAUAACGUCGCGCAGUGAGUCUGAGGAUGAAGAUCUACACUCCACAGAUCCUGAAAGUAAGGACAAGAGCAAAGACAAGAAGAUACUGUGCAAAGUCAAAUGGUCUCGCGAUGAGGACGAGAGGCUGAAGAAGUCAGUGGAGCAGCAUGGAGCAGACUCCUGGAAAUUAGUAGCUAAUAAUUUUCCAGGGAGGACAGAUGGCCAGUGUCAGCACCGCUGGCAGAAGGUGCUCAACCCAGAGCUGGUGAAAGGACCCUGGACAAAAGAGGAGGAUCAGAAGGUGAUUGACCUGGUUCAUAAAUAUGGCCCCAAGCGCUGGUCGGUGAUUGCUAAGCACCUGCAAGGGCGGAUCGGGAAGCAGUGCCGUGAGCGCUGGCACAACCAUCUGAACCCUGAGGUGAAGAAGUCCUCCUGGACCAAGGAAGAGGACAGCAUCAUCUACCAGGCCCACAAACGCCUGGGCAACCGCUGGGCCGAGAUCUCCAAGCUGCUGCCUGGAAGGACGGACAACUCCAUCAAGAAUCACUGGAACUCCACCAUGAGGAGGAAAGUGGAGCACGAGGGGUACCUCCAGGACGGCUGCAGGGGAUUCAGCUCAGAGCACGGGGGGUUGAAGCGACGCCACCACAGACCCUGUGUCCCCCAACCAGACACCCCCCAUGGUGGGCACAGCCCUCUGGGCAUGGCUGGACCAACUCAGCUUGGGGGUUACCUCUAUAGCCCUCACUGUGGCCAGCUGAUGGACAGCCUCCCAGACUCCUCCAGCUACUUAUCGCCGUCCUGCCAUGACGAUCCAGACAAAGAGCAGAGAAUUAAGGAGCUUGAGCUGCUGCUUAUGUCAGCAGAGACCGAGGUCCGGAGACAGGCCCAGUGCCGAGGCCCAUGUAGUGUGGAGCGUUACUCCAGCUGGGCAGACAGUGUGUCAGAUGACACCAUGACCACCAGCAGCAGCAGUCUGGAGGAUCAGGCUGAGGGAGGCUGGAGGCUGGCAGAGGAAGGCCAAGGGCCACCAGGCCAGCACCAUGUCUCCCCCAGUAAGUUCCUGGCUGUGGAGGCUAGUUCUGUGCUCUCCACCCUGCAGACCAUCCCCGAGUUCGCAGAGACCAUGGAGCUCAUCGACUCGGACCCUAUGGCGUGGAGCGAGGCGGCCAGCUUCGACGUGUCUGAGGCGACGACGCCCCUGAAACAAAUACAGGGGAGCUACGUACCCCAGGGGAGGACCACAGAGGGGAUGAGGUAUACCAUUGACCCCUCCAACGACAUCUCAACCAAGCACUGUGCCCCCAUGGGUCAGCGGAAAGUCCACACCCCGAACCACGUGCCCAGACCAGGCCUGCCAUCCCUGGGGAGGAGGAAGAGGACAGAGAGGGGGGACCAGUCCCCUGAUAGGAGCCGUGCGUCCUUCUUAGAGUCACCCAGCAUCAACUCGCCCAAGAACACCCCCACGAAAGCACUGACCCCUAAGAUUCAUAAGACCAUAAUGGUUCCGACUCCCAGAACUCCUACUCCAUUUAAGAACGCCCUGGCCGCCCAGGAGAAGAUGCAUGGGCCGCUAAAGAUGGUGCCCCAGCCCCUGGCCUUUCUGGAGGAAGAUAUCAGGGAGGUGCUGAAGCAGGAGAUAGGAUCAGACAUCUUCACCAGAGAACCACAACCAGACUUCAGGACAUGGAAACAUAAUGUGGAUGGCCCAGCCAGGAAGGUGCGUAAGUCCCUGGUGCUGGACUCCUGGGGGAAAGACUGUCUCAACGUCCAGCUAUACCAGGACCAGCUCAAUAACGCACUGGUCCCAGAGGAGAGUUUGUUAACCAGCUCCUUAUUGAUGACCCCACUCCCGGAGAGAGACAGAGAAGAGCGCCCCUGCCCCCCCUCGUCUGGGAAGGAGGGGUCUUGUGGCCCCCGGCGCCACCUUCCCAGCCCCCGCAAGAGGAAGAACCCCCCCUCGGUCAGAAUUUCCCACCACGAUUCACCUGGACAGGUCAACAACCAGUGGGAAGCAGUGGUUUAUGGGAAGACGGAGGACCAGCGGAUUAUGACAGAGCAGGCCCGGCAGUACCUGAGUAGCACCUACACGUCCACCGGCUGCACCUCGAGGGCGCUUGUGCUCUGAGACCUACGUCCCCACACACUACAUCUGUCCACGCUCCUUCUCCUAAUGACUCUUAACAUACUACAAUCUGGUGUAGAUCUACUCAAAUCAUUUAGACAUUUGUGUAUUGAUAAGAUUGGUAACUGAACACUCAAGUGUACCGCAGAAUACUUUACAGAAAAGGUAAGACUGUCGUUUUUCUAGGUCACACUGCUGGUUGUCAUAAAUUGCUUUGUUUGUCUUUUGAAUACACACCAGCCGUUGACCUCCUAGACAUGUAACAGGUUUGUACAGAUUAGAAAUACUCGAUUUUCUGCACUAGUUUAUAAUGUGUUAAAACUGAACAACCUGCACAUACAGUAAGUAGCAAGCUGUAGAAAUAGUUGUUGUAUUACUACUGUAGCAGUGACUGCUUAUGAGUUUCAUAUUGUUAAUAUAUUGUUUAAACAAAAAUGAAAAAAUACGUUUUAUGAUGUAACAUUACAUGUAUAUGUAUAUUCAGCUUGUUUGUAGAACUACCCUGUACUGCUAAACCUGUUGUUAUGAAGUCUUGAGAGAGAGAGAGAGAGGAGAGAGAGAAAGAGGAAGAGAGAGAGCUGUCAGUAUUGCACUACUGAGUAGGGGUUGGCUGCAGAGAAACGGUCAGUGUUGAGGAGGUAACUGGAUAGUACAAUAAAGUUUCCAUUCCAAGGCCAUACUUCCCUUUAGCAGUCUCAAAUUGAGACUUUUGUUGAAUGUAUUUCAUAGCGUGAAACUGCGAAGAAUCUCAAAAUGGAAGGGUACCUUUUUUGUUCAUUUGUUUGUUUUUAUCUUAUUUUAUUUAUUAUCUGUUCUCUAAAACUUAGAUAUUAAUAUAAGUGUAAAUUGAACACAUAAAGUUUCCAUUAAGAAAUGUACCUUUGCUGACAGACAGCCUAAAACCCUUCUGAAACCCUUUGACCUAAGGUCAGUUCUACCACACUGAUCCUAGAUCAGAAUCCAGUUGUCAUGUUUGGUACGGACAUAUAGCGCUCAUGUCAUCAGUGUGCUAAAGCAAGUAUUUUAGUUGAGGUUCUAUUUAUUCAACGUUUACUAAUUUAUUUAUUUCUAAAGGAAAAAUAAAUGAUCAAAUAAUUAUAUUUUCUUUCUAUCAGAAAAAGGAUUGGGCUACCUUUCAACUAAUUUCUACGAAUUAGACAUAACAAGCGAACAUGCACUACCACUAAUCUCUUUCAUUCAGUCAUUCUGUUAACUAUCAGAUUUAGUUAAUAACCAUUAUAGUGACAUCACUGAGUUGUUGAUAUUGGUAGAACAGUUUCCCCUGGAAUCAGAGUUUCUUUGUAUUCUCCAUAGGUAGUAGCAGGAUUCAGUCUCCAACCUCUAAUCAUAGACAAAUUGCACUUUUCUCAUCGUUUAAGUGUUGUUUUGUUAAUUUGUUUGUGCUCAUGACGUAGCUCUUGUUUGUGUUUGUUUCGUUUUUUUAAAAUCCAGUGCCAUUGGAUGAAUGUCUCACUACAUGUGACUAUUGAACACUGACACACAGAUGUAAAGACAGAGCUGUUUAAAAUCAAUUGUUUAUAAGUAAUAAUCACAAGUACAAUACAAGGUAUUCAACAUACAAUGAAAGAUGAAGCUUUUACGUCUUUAUGUGACAAUGCGGUCUUCUAUGGCUCUGAUUGGUUGCCUCUAUAAUAAUAGGGAUGCAGCAGAGUAUCUAUGGUCCCUGUGGUGAUGGUUGGUGUCAUUUGUUCCGACAGUCUUCCAACUGUUUAGAAUGUAGAUAAUAAUGGGGAUUAUUCAGCAUUAAGUGUGUUUGAGAAUAAGAAGGGAAUCUCCUCAGGAAAGAUCAAGUGGAAAGAUCAUUUAUGUUCACCCUCUCUGAACUCCACAGAACCACACUUUCUGAACUUUCUGAUUUCCCGACAUCUAACAGCUACAGUAAAUAUGAAUAUAUGUUUGUUCUCUGUUCUGUUGGUUGGUUUGACUUCAGUAUGUUGUAUGUUUUGUUUGUAACAUGUUGUAUGUUAACACUUGGACAUCUAACCCGAGGCUAUGAGGGAAUUAACUAUAUUUAUAGUAGCAGUUGUUGUCAUAAUAAUCAUGCAUGAACAACAAGCAAUACAUUGGACUUUUCAGUGAUCAUGUUUUUACUACAACUACAGUAAUCACAGACGUAACACUUCCAUUAUGUCAUUUUCAAAGUUUACUGUGUUUUCUGCUGAAAUCAUAACCAGGUACCAUAGAAUUCCUGCCAACUGCCAUUGUAACCAUGUACUUAAUAUGGAAUAAUAAUAAAAUGUU
Salvelinus namaycush (lake trout) is the source of this 4736-nucleotide messenger RNA. Its product is annotated as myb-related protein A-like. Gene Ontology annotation, cellular component: nucleus. Gene Ontology annotation, biological process: regulation of DNA-templated transcription. The transcript has 16 exons. Gene Ontology annotation, molecular function: DNA-binding transcription factor activity, RNA polymerase II-specific; RNA polymerase II cis-regulatory region sequence-specific DNA binding. The record is from RefSeq and is a predicted model, not a curated record. The coding region runs from base 363 to 2477 and encodes 704 amino acids. Lineage: Eukaryota; Metazoa; Chordata; Actinopteri; Salmoniformes; Salmonidae.